AUGAGUAUGAAGAAAUAUAAACAAAGUAAAGCAGAUAUUGCGAAACAAUUUGACUUACCUGAGCGCCAGUCGAAGAUUACCAGUUUAUUAAAUCAAGCUGGGCAAGCAUAUUGUAUAUGUCGUUCUUCGGACAGCUCGAGAUUUAUGAUAGCAUGUGAUGCCUGUGAGGAAUGGUAUCAUGGAGAUUGUAUUAAUAUAUCUGAAAAAGAAGCUAAAUACAUCAAGAACUAUUUUUGUGAUCGGUGUCGAGAGGAGGAUCCAAGCCUUAAAACUAAAUUCAGACCACAGAAAAGAGAAAAUGAUGGAGAUUCAGGUCGAGAUGAGGGUAGAAAGAAGAAAAAAGAAAAAGAGUAUUCCGAAAAUAAAACUUCUAAAAGACCAGCAAAAGAUGGCUGUGGAGACUGCCCUGGAUGCUUACAGCUAAAUGAUUGUGGACAUUGUGAUGCAUGUGAAGAUAUGUACAAAUAUGGUGGUAGCAACAAGCUGAAGCUCAAAUGUCGAAAGAGGCAGUGUGUUAAGACUAAGAAAAGCUCCCGAGUUUCUAGCAGUAACCGUAUAAAAAAGAAACAUCACGAACGCGAAGUGUAUGAGCCGGAGGAGUCCAUUGCUCAUCUCCAUACAUCUGAGCCUCGGCACUGCUAUGGCCCUCAAUGUACAAGAGCUGCUCAAUAUGGUUCAAAGUACUGUUCACCUCAAUGUGGUAUGCGUCUGGCUACAGCAAGGAUAUAUCAGGUGCUUCCUCAACGCAUACAAGAAUGGUCUCUAUCGAGCUGUGUCGCUGAACAGCACAAUCGUAAAGCGCUUGAAGUGGUCCGAAGCGGGUUGGCUAAAGCGCAAGCAGCGCUUAGAGCGUUGGACAAGCAACAUACUGAAUUGGAUACUUUGCUAGAAAGGGCUAAACACGCUACUAUACAGCAUAGUGAUGAAAAGGAACUAGACGAUGAAACAUCGAUGUACUGUGUGACCUGUGGUCACGAAAUACAUUCCCCGUACAGCGGUCAAACAUAUGGAGAAGUGCUUCGUCAAAUAUGA
Messenger RNA from Pieris macdunnoughi, 1032 nucleotides. The record is from the annotation of a GenBank genome assembly. NCBI's taxonomy places the organism in Eukaryota, Metazoa, Arthropoda, Insecta, Lepidoptera, Pieridae.